GACAACCUCAAGAAAACUUCAACACGGAGGAGUUGCCUUGUGCAAUGAAAUGCAGCCAGUACUACACACGAUUUGAUUUCAAAAGUAAAACCAACUCCACCCUUCACAUUACAAAAAAGCAUUUAAGAAUUGUUAAGUGGUCAAUCAACUUUCUCCUCCACCCAUCUAUCUAUAUAUAUGCUUCCUAUAUCACCUUCUCUAUCCACCUCAACUAUUAAUCUCCAUAUCUAGCAAUUACUACUAGUAGCUAUCUCCUUCGGCUUUGUACUAUAUACUGGUCAGCUCUUCUUUGAUCGGUCUCUCUCGUUCUAAAUAUGGAUCCAAAUUGCUCCAGGUUCCAAGUCCUUGCUGCACUACUGAUCUCUUCCUGUUUGAUUUUCUCAUUUUCUAUCUCUGCUAUGGCUUUACCAGUAGUAGUACCACUCAAACUGGGAUUCUACCAAGCAACUUGUCCAUCUGCAGAGGCAAUUGUGAGAAAAGCUGUGAGCAAAGCCAUUUCCAAGAAUCCAGGCAUUGCUGCAGGCCUCAUUAGGAUGCAUUUCCAUGACUGCUUUGUCAGGGGUUGUGAUGGUUCUGUGCUACUCGAUUCGACACCAGGAAAACCAGCUGAGAAAGAAAAUCCAGCCAACAACCCAAGCUUGCGAGGAUUCGAGGUGAUUGACGAGGCCAAGGCCCAGAUUGAAGCUAUAUGCCCUAAAACUGUCUCAUGUGCGGACAUUCUUGCCUUCGCUGCUCGUGACAGUGCCUUCAAAGUUGGAGGGAUAAACUAUGCCGUGCCAGCAGGGCGUCGCGAUGGACGUGUUUCUUUGAGUGAUGACAUUCCACAAAAUUUACCAGCUCCCUUCUUCAACGCCACACAGUUGGAGGAAAACUUCGCCAGAAAAGGAUUGUCACGUGACGAGAUGGUGACACUCUCUGGUGCUCACUCCAUUGGUGUCUCUCAUUGCUCUUCCUUCUCCACCCGCCUUUACUCCUUCAAUGCUACUCACCCACAAGAUCCUUCCAUGGAUCCAAACUACGCAGCAUUCUUGAAAACAAAGUGCCCACCAAGCAACGCCGGUGCUGCCAUCAAUCCAACUGUGGCUCUUGAUGUUCUAACGCCAAACCGUUUGGACAACAAGUACUACACAGUAUUAAAGAAGCACCGUGGGGUACUUACUUCAGACCAGACAUUACUGAGUAGCCCUUCAACGGCUAAGACAGUGAUGUACAAUGCUAAAUAUGGUUCCGAGUGGGAGGCCAAGUUUGCUUCUGCUAUGGUGCGCAUGGGUUACAUUGACGUCCUCACUGGUAAAAAUGGUGAGAUUAGGAAGAAUUGCCACAUGGUGAAUUAUUAAUUGAUUAAGCUUCUAAGUGUUUGGAAAUAUUGUAUUCUUCAAUUUUUUUAUAUUUUUUAUUUUUUGAUAUGCCAAUUGGUUAUUCAAGUGUAAAUUAAUCAUUUUCUUGAUUGAUGUUGAUGAUGAUUUGUUGUGUUCUUUCUUUUAAUAAAAACUAUGUAUUCUCUUGCUAGUAAGGAUCCCCUGUCCUCAAAAGUUCAUGCUCUCCUAUCAUAAAUCACUCAUAAUCAUUAGAUCAUUUGAGAAUUUCAAGACAUGAGAAUCUUAAGACAUAUCCAAUGAUUAUGAGUGAUUUGAGACAUGAAGAUAAGAAUUUUUG
This is a messenger RNA of Camellia sinensis, 1656 nucleotides long. Its product is annotated as peroxidase 5-like. The record is from RefSeq and is a predicted model, not a curated record. Gene Ontology annotation, molecular function: heme binding; peroxidase activity. NCBI's taxonomy places the organism in Eukaryota, Viridiplantae, Streptophyta, Magnoliopsida, Ericales, Theaceae. Gene Ontology annotation, biological process: hydrogen peroxide catabolic process; response to oxidative stress.